CGCCAGGUCUAGAGGACCAAUGAGGGAACAGUUCGAGGGCCCUGCUGCUUCCAGAAAACAGGUGAAGGAAAAGUAGCCAAACUUGAAGCUGGCGGGAGUGGCCCUUGGAGCUGCCAGGUUUCGGUGUCCCAGAGAGGCGGCUUUUCCGCCUCCUUCCCUUAAGUUCAAGGUUCAUUGCAGUCACCAAACCGGUAACUGAAGGAGGCCGACCAAAGAGAAACAAGUUUAGUUGAGUUCCUCACUCACUAUUGUGACAGGAUGAAUGUGGGGGUGGCCCACAGCGAGGUGAACCCCAACACAAGGGUGAUGAACAGCCGAGGCAUCUGGCUAGCCUACAUCAUCCUUGUAGGCCUCCUGCAUGUAGUUCUACUCAGCAUCCCCUUCUUCAGCAUCCCCGUAGUCUGGACCUUGACCAAUGUCAUCCAUAACCUGGUUAUGUAUGUCUUUCUGCACACUGUGAAGGGGACACCUUUUGAGACCCCCGACCAAGGCAAGGCCCGGCUCCUUACACAUUGGGAGCAGAUGGACUAUGGGCUCCAGUUCACCUCCUCCAGAAAGUUCCUCAGUAUUUCUCCCAUUGUGCUCUAUCUCCUGGCAAGCUUCUACACCAAAUAUGAUGCUGCUCACUUUAUCAUCAAUACUGCUUCACUACUCAGCGUACUACUACCUAAGUUACCCCAGUUUCAUGGUGUCCGUCUCUUUGGAAUCAAUAAGUACUAAGAUUUGACAAUGACCACUUAGAUGCAGG
This is a messenger RNA of Sarcophilus harrisii (Tasmanian devil), 748 nucleotides long. RefSeq names its product ORMDL sphingolipid biosynthesis regulator 2 (gene ORMDL2). Gene Ontology annotation, cellular component: endoplasmic reticulum membrane. The record is from RefSeq and is a predicted model, not a curated record. The transcript has 4 exons. Gene Ontology annotation, biological process: intracellular sphingolipid homeostasis; negative regulation of ceramide biosynthetic process; ceramide metabolic process. NCBI's taxonomy places the organism in Eukaryota, Metazoa, Chordata, Mammalia, Dasyuromorphia, Dasyuridae. Bases 259 to 720 code for a protein of 153 amino acids.